GGCCAGGAGAGAGAGGCCAGAGCUGGUCUGCAUUGGAGACAGCGCUGCAGGGAUCCCCUCCAGCAGGGCAGGCACCGGCUGAUGCUGAGGUCUCUGGUACGUCAAGACAUCAUGAUCAAGGCUUCGAUGAGCUCUGGGAAGGUGACUCUCUUCCACCAGGAUCCACGGAGUGGGGUCACCUAUCGGGUCCCUGCACUGCUGUAUAUCCCCACAGACACACUCCUGGCAUUCGCAGAGAAGCGCUCCUCUGCCAGGGACGAGGACGCUGAGUACCUGGUGCUGAGACGAGGUCGGAAGACAGGGACUUUGGUCGAGUGGGGGCCCAGUGAGCCCUUGAGGAGCGCAGAGUUACCAGGUCACCGCACGAUGAGCCCCUGCCCGGUGUACGAGCGGAAGAGUCAGACUGUUUUCCUGUUCUUCAUCUGCGUGAGGAAGCACGUCACAGAGCAAUGGCAAAUCUGGACCGGGCAGAACGCCGCCCGGCUGUGCUACGUCCAAAGCAGAGAUGCCGGCCAGACCUGGAGCUCGUUGACAGACUUGACGGAGCAGGUGAUUGGGGAAGACUUGAAGGACUGGGCCACGUUUGCGGUGGGGCCGGGGCACGGGGUGCAGCUCAGCUCCGGGCGGCUGGUGAUCCCGGCUUAUACCUACCACAUUACCGCUCGCUGCUGCCGCCUGCCACUGCCCUGCUGGACCCUGCCCCGGGCCUUGGUCUUUUACAGUGACGACGGCGGGCAGCGCUGGCACAAGGGCGAGCUGAUUAAAGGCAUGAAGACAGGGGAGUGCCAGGUGGCCGAGGUGGCGUGCCAGGCCUGUGACCCCGUGUUGUACUGCAAUGCCCGGACCCCCCGCCAGUGCCGGGCAGCGGCUCUCAGCACAGACCAGGGGCUGACAUUCGAGAGCCCCUCCUCGUGUGAACAGCUGUGCGAGCCACCUCACGGCUGCCAGGGCAGUGUGGUGAGCUUCACACCAACAACAAGGCUUCUGGAGGCAGAUGGCGUGGAAGAGCCAGACGCCCCAGCCUACGAGACGACCUGCCUGUUGAACGAUGAAAACGCCCCCUCCACCAUCCGCAGAAGCACCAUGUCAUGGCUGCUUUACUCCCACCCGAUGGAUAAAUGCGAGCGGGUCGACCUGGGCAUCUACCUCAACCAGUCCCAACUGAAUGAGGCCAAGUGGGAACACCCCUGGCUCCUGUACAAAGGGCCGUGUAGUUACUCGGACCUGGCCGUGUUACAGGAUGCGCCAGCGCCGCUCUUGUUCGGCUGCCUGUUUGAGUGCGGGGUGAAUUAUGCGUGUGAGGAGAUCGCCUUCCAGCUCUUCUGCUUUGAGGAUCUCCAGAAGGGCAGAGACUCCUUGGAGCAGCAGCCCGAAGCAAAGCUAAAAUGCAACUAGCAAUCUCCUCCGGGGGGGUAAGUGAGGCAACACCACCCCCCAAGAUCCUCACCCCCUGAGGCCUGGGCUUCUGAAAGCAGCCUCUUUCGGGUGUCUCUGGUUUGGGGUCUGGGACUUCCUAGGGCAAGGAGGAGCAAACUACAGCCCGCGGAAUGAGUGUAAUAAUUUCUGUGGAGUUGCGACAACUGUUUUGUCAGGGUGGAUGCACCAUGGCCUUGUGCCAAAAUUCUUAUGCUCUUCCAAUGGAAAUGCUUAAUGUCCACCACUGCCCCCAGCUGGUUAGAAUCACAUCAACUCAUAGGUGCAGGAACUAGGGGUCUGGGGGGUGCUGCAGUGCCCCCAGGUUUUAUGCGGGGCUCCACUUCUGGCCCCACACCUGGGAUUCCGGCUGCUGGCCCCGCGCCCAGAGUCCUGGCUGCCGGUCCUGUGCCUCGGGGCUCUGUUCCUGGCCCCACAUGUGUGGUCCUCUCCUGGCGCUGAGCCUGGGAUUCCACCCCCAGCUGUGGCCCCAGUCUCAGCCCCCUUACCCCGUCCAUGUCCCCCCUCCCAGAGCCACGGCCCUGCUCCCAGCCUCAGCUCUAGGUGGUGGCGGGGGAAGCGGAUAUGGGUAAGGGGGGGUGCAGCACCCCCCCUAUAAAAAUGAUACUGGAAUCCAUCUUAAACCUAGUGCUUUUUCAUUUAGAAGAAGGGAUGGGAACCCAGAGAAAGACAAAGGAUUCCUGCCUUGUGCCAAAGAUAUAAAAGGGGGUAGAACAGAACAAAGGGAGCUUCCAGUCAUGAGAACACCCCGGCUUUCCAUUUAAGAUGUCUGUUGGAACUGACAAGGACUGUAUCAGGGGAAAGGAUUGGGUCCAGACUAGGAAGGAGUCUAGUCUGUGAAAGAAGCUUAUUGGAACAUCUCUGAGGGAGAGAUUUACUUGUAAUCAGUUUCUUUAUGUAUUAGGCUUAGACUUGCAUGUUUUGUUUUAUUUUGCUUGGUAACUUACUUUGUUCUGUCUGUUAUUACUUGGAACCACUUAAAUCCUACUUUUUAUACUUAAUAAAAUCACUUUUGUU
Malaclemys terrapin pileata is the source of this 2451-nucleotide messenger RNA. Its product is annotated as sialidase-3-like. The transcript has 3 exons. Gene Ontology annotation, cellular component: lysosome; cytoplasm; membrane. Gene Ontology annotation, biological process: ganglioside catabolic process; oligosaccharide catabolic process. Lineage: Eukaryota; Metazoa; Chordata; Testudines; Emydidae. The record is from RefSeq and is a predicted model, not a curated record. Gene Ontology annotation, molecular function: exo-alpha-sialidase activity. Bases 82 to 1395 code for a protein of 437 amino acids.